This is a messenger RNA of Parathielavia appendiculata, 518 nucleotides long. RefSeq lists its product as uncharacterized. NCBI's taxonomy places the organism in Eukaryota, Fungi, Ascomycota, Sordariomycetes, Sordariales, Chaetomiaceae. The record is from RefSeq and is a predicted model, not a curated record. The coding region runs from base 159 to 428 and encodes 89 amino acids. The transcript has a single exon.
CAGGUCCGUAUGUAUAAAACCACGGCAAGACUCCGCAAGGGCGCUUGACUAAGGUAGCGGGCAAAAUAAGGUCUCACUCUUUAGAGAGGCACACUUACCAGCUCACAGGGCGGCUGACAGCAUCGCCGUAUCUGGCCCAACGGCCAAGCAGCACCAGCAUGCCAUUUCACCUACAAACCCACCAAACUGACCGGCCCCCCUUACAGGUCCUCGAAGACCGCCGCGCAAGGGUAAGCUAUGCCACCUCCAGCCUCCCACCUCACCUAAUCCUCCGCAUGCACCACCUCCGCCAACUGUGCCACACACGCAUCUCCCGCGCCGAGUCCAUCUACCAAGCCCUCUACGAAAUCCACACCCGCCUUUGCCUCCUCCUCGCAAUGGACCCCCUUCCCUGGGCGGACCUCAACCGGCAAUGGCAAAUCGAAUAACUCCACUUUCCCAACCUCACCCAAGAAGCCUACAAAGCAGCCCAUCACGCCAUCCGCACGAGCUCAGCCCCGAGACCACCACCGCCCCUG